AUGGGGACAUCGACGCUGGACGCCAGCGUCGGACCUUCGUCCCAGCCCUUCCAGCUGGCUGCGUUGCCGUCGGACAGGGGAUUUUCCUUCGAAUCCGAAAGAUGGAUCCUCGCCGUCCUCGUCAUCAUCGUUAUUGAGUUGGCGGGUCUUCUGCUGUACCUCGUCGGGAGGACAGUACGACGUCGGUGUACCGGUUCAUGCGAUGAAUCGUGCCCAAAGGCGAAUUCUUGCGCCUCGCCGGAGUCGCCGCCGCUCAUGAUCGGCGAGGUGACGCCUCUUCCGCAGAAGAAGGGGUUUUCCACUCCCAAGCAGGAUGCCAGCCUCGUCCACUCCGAAUGUUCAACAUUUGAGGCUCUGCCGAACGACCUCCGGCUGUCUUCUUCGCAUUCCGGGGAUUUCGUCUCUCCUCCCGCAGAUGCCCAGAAUGCAGGCGUGGAGCCGGAGCCCGGUCUCGCUUGCGCGGAAGACGCUGUGCCAUGGCCGCUCAAGUCCAAGGAAAAACUCACGGUGUUUUUCGAUUCCGACUCGUCGAUCUCGUCUCUUUCCCGGGUUUUCCCCGCCCCGCUCGGUGCACGUCCACAGGGGAUUCCGAGAGUCGAGGAGAAAGCAAAGAGCGGCCGCAGCAGAAUGCUGCCGGCGGCUCUUCUUGCCGCCCUCGAGGGCGUCUCGGAUUCGGUGUCGACACACGCGCCGGAGGGAGACUCGAACAAGCGCGCCGGCAAGGAUGAGAGAAGCGCUGCCGACCGCUCGGAAGGCAGUGCAUAUGACCUUAAGGCUGUAGGAAAGAGGACUGACGGCUCCGAUGACAGGCGGCUGCAGUGUUCCUUCCCCGGCUCCUCGGUCGAGUCGCUUUCCAGCGUGUGGAAGGCAGCAGGCACGCUUCACGACGAAGACGACAUCAGCGAUAUGAGGGAACGGCGGAUGUACCCUCGGAGGUCCAUGCUUCAGUGUCGCCUUGCGAUGCAAGAGCGGCAAGCGAUGUUCAUGGGGAGAAGUCGGGAGGACGAGAAGCUGUCGUGCUCCCCUUACACAGACGCGGGUAGCCCUUCUGUUUGCGGUCAGGUGGAGGACUUGCUCUUGCCGUCGUCGUCUCUCGAGUUGGUGCGGAGUCUCCGGUGUGAGGCGGUCGAUCCCUCGGCGCGUCUCCGUUCCUUCCAGAAUUCCCGCGCGUCGCGUUUCUCAGGUGGAGCCUCAAACGGGUCGACAGGUUCCGUGCUGGUGGCCUCCUCGCAAGACUCGCUCGAAUCGCUCUCUGCCACGGAGGCUGGGUUCAGUUCCGAAGACCUCCAGAAGCGGGGUCGUUGUGGCUACGCCGACGAGCGACAGUCGGGCACCUUCGCAGCGCGGGGGAGUCCAACGCACCGCGGGGUUUCCGCGCGGGAGGACAGAGUGACGGGCGACGAAGAGUCCGCUGCUGAGCGGCGAGACCAGGUGGACCGGGAGGGUUUGUGGCGGAGGGCGACUGGCGCUGAAAGCCCGUCCAAGGUGGCAGAAAAAACCCGCCUGAACAAGACCACUCCUCCCGCAAAGGGAGAGUUUGAGCACGUCCUUGAAAGAGCCAUGAAGCUCAAGCAACUCGACAUCGCGAUCACCGUUCACGACAGCCUGCGCGCAGCAAACGUCAAGAUUGAUCGCAGGAGCUACACACUCCUCGUCCAAAUCGCGAUGAGCCGCAAAGACGUCGCCUUGCAGUCCCAGUGGCUGCUGGAGAUGAUCGACGAAGGCCACGCAAUCGACGCGAGUUGGCUAGAUCGUCUCCUCGCUGCGGCGUCAGUCUGCGAUCCGCCCGCCGCCGCGGCUCUCCAAAAGGAGCUAGAGUCGCGCAGCGCGUCGCUCUCGCCGGAGUGCCUGGAGGUUCUCAAGAGUGCGAAAACCUACAUCUCUGUCGGCGCAAAUUUGCUGCGACGCGCAGUAGGCGGGACCGGCAGGCGACUCCGACAUGAAGAGAAGAAGGCGCGGAAGGGCUCUAAGGGAGAAGACGAGGAAGGGGCGAGCGACGCGUCUCUCUCCCAUGCGUCCGGCGAAGGAAAACGCGAGGAGCUCGGGGAGAACGAGGCCGGUUCCGGAGGACAACAGACGGCGUCGGGGAACAGGUCGCCUUCCAGUUUGCCCACCUUGAACCCGCAUGCUCCGGAGUUUGUUCCGUUGACGCUUCGCUCCCUGUCCUGCCGCACGGAGACACUUGGUGUGGCGCCGUACGCUGCGAUUUCUCCGUCUUUCUCUCCUCUCUCGGUGUCUUCGCAAGCUGCCACGGUGCCGCCGUCCUGCGCAGUCGCGGCCCCAGCACUGAACCUGAAUGCGUUCGGCACCACGUCGUCCGCCUUGUCGCCGGCUCUCUCGAAGAAGGGUGGUGUGGCGUCGCCUUUGUCGACGCUUCGCCUUCUCCAGGCUCACGCGCCGCCGUGCGUCGCUACACCGGACGCAGUCGCCGCGUCGCUCUUGGCAGUGCUGUCUUCCACCUCGCUUUCGUCGGUUCCAGAGCCGAUGCGGACGCCUGUGCCGACGCCGCCGGGCUACGCCCUCGCGGCAAGGGCCGAAGAGGUUAAGCCCCGAAGCGCGGCAGAGACGGGCGCCGACGCGGAGAAGACCACGCUUCGCCUUCAAAUGCAGGAAAUGUACACGCGAGCGAAAGAGGGGAGAGGAAAGGGAGCGCAUGCGGGAUCCACCUUGGGGAAAGAUGCGAAGGAGAAAGAGCGGACGAAUGAGAAAAGGGAGGUGCGAAGCAACGAGCUGGAGAAGGCGUCGUGCCUAGAUCAGUUCAAGGCGUUCAACGUCAGAAUGUCCGGUGCGCUCAACGCACCUGCGCUCGGUGGGAGGAGGCCGCCCUGCACGCUGUCUUCGGACAGAGAAGGGAAGAAAGAAGUCGAGAACGGCGAGAAGUCUGUGCGGAGUUCGCUCCCGAACAGCGGCACAACGAGUGCGUACCACGGCGAUGACGAGCGAGGAGCGAGCGACGAGAGCGCUCAGAGUGAAUAG
Molecule: messenger RNA, 2976 nt
Organism: Neospora caninum
Lineage: Eukaryota; Apicomplexa; Conoidasida; Eucoccidiorida; Sarcocystidae
Exons: 7
Coding region: 1-2976 (991 amino acids)
Molecular function (GO): protein binding
Source: RefSeq, a predicted model, not a curated record